Messenger RNA from Gryllus bimaculatus (two-spotted cricket), 258 nucleotides. The record is from the annotation of a GenBank genome assembly. Lineage: Eukaryota; Metazoa; Arthropoda; Insecta; Orthoptera; Gryllidae.
AUGAAGUUGGGAGAAUCUGCAGUACGUUCAAAGAUAAGAAGAUUCAAAAUAAAUAUAUUUCUGGGUGAAAUGAAAGCCAAGAACCUACUUGGUUCUUUAAAUUCAAUGUGUUUUUUUCACAAUAAUGUUCACCAUAAUACAAUAAAUAACACACAAAAAUACAAUUCAAAAAAUAUAAUAAAGUUCUUCGAAAAAAUUAUUUUGACUAUUCCUAAUAGUGAAAGCAAGGCUUGGAGUAAGAUGGAACUUUUCUCUUGA